UGUCCAUAUGGGCCUUAUCCAAAACCCAGAUUAUUGGGCCAUAUCAACUUGGGCUGACCCGGCCGAUACAAGUAAUCGGGUCAAUAGGGCCCGGAUUCCCGAUUGAAAUCAGUUUCCUAACCCGGCCGAGCUUUGAAUCGAAGCUCCCAUGGCGGAAACUAGUGUUUCCACUAAAUCCACAGUCAAAUCAGCAAUUAUAUAGCCGGAGACUGCGCAAAAUCAACAACGGUACCGAUCAAAUGAGCCGCUUAAAAUUCAGUUUUCUGUUGUUCUUAAUACUUUUAUGGGGCUCUGAAUCAACAGCGGAAGAGGAGAAAGAAGCGAACGAAGAGUUCACGGAGGCGUUGCUGUUGAGACCACUGCCCGAUCGGAAAGUAUUGGCUCAUUUCCACUUCCAGAGCAGCGCGCCGCCGACUCAAACCUAUGGCCGCCACCAUUACAUCUUCCCCAAAUCCAUUUAUCAGCUGGUUCACAAGUUCCAUAUUCGGGAGAUGGAGCUAUCUUUCACACAAGGCCGCUGGAAUUACGAGCGUUGGGGAGGGUUCGACCCGAUUUCAAGCAGCAACGCAAAGCCUCCCGGAGUAGAAUUAUGGGCUGAUUUCGAUGUUCCUCAAAACCAGGUUGACGAUUCGUGGAAGAAUCUAACUCAUGCUCUUUCGGGGCUCUUUUGUGCAUCAAUCAAUUUCUUGGAGCAUUCAACUAGUUACUCCGCCACUCAAUGGAGUUUUCAGUCAUCGUCUUCAGGCAAACUGCGCUACGGGACAUUGCCUCGUGAAGCAGUUUGCACUGAGAAUCUGACGCCCUGGUUGAAGCUGCUUCCUUGCAGAGAUAAAGCAGGGCUUUCUUCACUGAUGGACCGACCUUCAAUAUACAGGGGUUAUUAUCAUUCGCAGAGGCUGCAUUUGAAAUCAGACGAGUUUGAUACAUCCAAGAUUAGUAGUUCCGGGAUAGUGCUUGAACAAACCCUUACUGUUGUUCUUCAACCGAACACUUUUUCCGGAAAAAAAUUACAACCGAGUUGGUCGUUGAGUUCGUUAUUUGGCAGGAAAGUCACCGGGAAAUGCUCUCUUUCUAAUUCAAGUAAUGUGUAUGUCCAAUUUCAGCAGAAUUUAGUAUCUGAGGAGAACGAAUCGAGGGAAAAAAGCGAAGCGCAAAAGAAUGAGAUUCUUAUUCAUGAGGGCUCUCACAAUAACCCUCUAUUCGCAUUAUCGCAUCCCCCAAAAAGGGUUAUCAAAGAAGUGGAGAACUUUCAGAAAGAGGGAUCGAUCCUCUAUGAAUAUUCCGUUGAAGAUUACGAUGAAUACGGACCGUUUGAGUUGGGAUUAAGGUGGAAGGUGCCUGUAAUAUGGUCAUGUCAGCAGGCCCCAUUACAUGCUAGCCGAUUUUUACUAGGAAGCGGAAACGAGAGAGGUGCGAUUGCCAUUUCGAUGAAAUCUACUAGGAGCAACGAUAUAGAGAUAGCUGGUCUUGAUGAUGAGAAAGCAUGUUCAUUGAGAGUUGGCAUUUUCCAAGUUGUGCCUUGGUAUGUGAAGGUCUACUAUCAUACGUUGGAAGUGUUUUUGGAUGGAGAAUCUCAAGCCACCAUGGAUAACAUAGAGAAAAUACACGUUUCACCUUCUGAAGAUAAGGUCUCUCCUGGAGUGAUGGAGAUCGUCUUGAGAUUACCAUGUAGCGUUAAAACAGCUGCAUUGACUUUGGAGUUUGAUAAGGGGUUUCUUCAUAUCGAUGAAUAUCCUCCAGAUGCUAAUCAGGGAUUCGACAUUCCAUCAGCAGUCGUACACUUUGCUGACUUCGUAGCAAACAUGAGUUUCGAAGAUAAUCUCUCAAAAGAAAUUCCCAUAUUGUCCAAGCUACAGGAAAAAAUCCCAGUUCGCUCAUACACGGAAGUACUACUCGUACCGUUGACAACACCCGAUUUUAGCAUGCCUUACAAUGUAAUAACAAUGACAUGCACUAUUUUUGCUUUAUACUUUGGAUCACUGCUCAAUGCACUACGAAGACGCCGCGGGGAGGAAGAAAGGCUUCUAAAGGGAAAAGGUGCAGAGAAAGGCCCGUUGAGCCUAUUGCUAUCAAGAUUGUCAGCUAAAUUGAGAGGAAAACAAUGGGAACCACCAAAACCAUCAUCUUCUUCUUCUAAAAAAUCAUCCGUAAAUUAUAAGCUCGUUGCAAAGGUCGUUUUAGUAGCUGGCAUUGCUAUUGUUUGGCAGUUUUAUUAUCAAUGAGCCACCAAAGAGACCAUUUUCCCAUGUAUGAUUAUGUAUCCUUCAGAAUAGUGAUUACCUAGGAUUAAUUAGCUUCUGAAUAUAUAUAUAUGCUUCGUGCUUUGUUUCUUCAGGUAUAUGUAUCAUUGAAUUACUGAUUUUUGCCAUA
This is a messenger RNA of Erythranthe guttata (spotted monkey flower), 2370 nucleotides long. RefSeq names its product GPI transamidase component Gpi16 subunit family protein. Gene Ontology annotation, cellular component: GPI-anchor transamidase complex. NCBI's taxonomy places the organism in Eukaryota, Viridiplantae, Streptophyta, Magnoliopsida, Lamiales, Phrymaceae. The record is from RefSeq and is a predicted model, not a curated record. Gene Ontology annotation, biological process: attachment of GPI anchor to protein.